Molecule: messenger RNA, 1485 nt
Organism: Syzygium oleosum
Lineage: Eukaryota; Viridiplantae; Streptophyta; Magnoliopsida; Myrtales; Myrtaceae
Product: ammonium transporter 2 member 4-like
Exons: 3
Coding region: 1-1434 (477 amino acids)
Biological process (GO): ammonium transmembrane transport
Cellular component (GO): plasma membrane
Molecular function (GO): ammonium channel activity
Source: RefSeq, a predicted model, not a curated record
AUGGCGCUUCCCGCGAACCUUUUGCCGGAUGAGGCAAGCCCCGAGUGGAUGAACAAGGCCGACAACGCAUGGCAGCUGACAGCAGCCACCCUCGUCGGCCUCCAGAGCAUCCCGGGCCUCGUGAUCCUCUACGGGAGCAUGGUGAAGGGGAAGUGGGCCGUGAACUCGGCCUUCAUGGCGUUCUAUGCGUUCGCGGCCGUCCUUGUCUGCUGGGUCGGAUGGGGCUACCGGAUGUCGUUCGGGGAGAGGCUAGCGCCCUUCCUGGGGAAACCAGGCGUGGCCCUGGACGAGGGGUACCUACUGGGGCAAGCCUUCCUGGGACUGUUCCCAACGGCGACAAUGGUUUUCUUCCAGGGCGUGUUCGCGGUGAUCACGUUGAUCUUGGUCGCCGGCGCCCUCUUGGGGAGGAUGAACUUUAGGGCAUGGAUGCUGUUUGUGCCAUUGUGGUUGACAUGUUCCUACACGAUAGCCGCUUAUAGCAUAUGGUGCUCGGAUGGAUGGUUGGCUAAGCUUGGAGUGAUUGAUUUCGCUGGAGGUUAUGUGAUCCAUCUUUCCUCCGGCGUUGCCGGAUUCACUGCGGCCUAUUGGGUGGGUCCAAGAGCAGAAAAGGACAGGGAGAAUUUCCCUCCGAACAACCUCAUAUUGAUGCUCGCAGGAGCAGGGCUGCUUUGGAUGGGGUGGACGGGUUUCAACGGAGGAGCACCGUUCGCCGCCAGCAGCGCCGCAUCUCUGGCCGUCCUCAACACGCACGCGUGCACCGCCACGAGCUCGCUGACGUGGCUGAUCCUCGACUCCUUCCUGCUCGGCAAGCCUUCCGUGGUUGGUGCAGUCAAUGGCAUGAUCACCGGCCUGGUUUGCAUCACUCCUGCAGCAGGAGUGGUCCAAGGCUGGGCGGCGAUCCUCAUGGGAGUCGUCUCCGGGAGCGUCCCGCGGUACACGAUGACGGUCCUCCACAACAGGGUCGGGCUCCUGAGGCGGGUCGACGACCCGAUGUCGGUGCUCCACACCCACGCGGUCACCGGCACCCUGGGCGGCAUCCUCACCGGGUUUUUUGCUGUGCCGAAGCUGUGCCGCCUCUUCUACAUGGCACCCGGCUGGGAGAAGUACGUCGGGCUUGCCUACGGCCUCCAGAACGGGACUGCCCACGCAGGGUUCAGGCAGAUGGGGCUGCAGCUCUUAGGCAUCGGCUUCAUCGUAUGUCUCAACGUCGCCGUGACGAGCUCGAUCUGCUUGCUCGUUGGGCUCGUGGUGCCGCUCCGGCUGAGCGAAGGGGAGAUGCGGGUCGGGGACGAGGCGAUCCACGGAGAGCGAGGGUUUGCGCUCGCCGGGGACGGGGAGAGAUUCGAGAUUGCCAGGAGCAAUUCGGUUUAUGGCAUGGAGUAUGAGCCUCCUUCGAUUGUGUCUGGAUCUCUAGGAGAUGUUCAGAUGGUGUGAUCCUUCAAAUUUUUCAAGUUGGAAAAAUGGAGUCCAGGUACAAAUUAAGAC